AUGCCCCGCAGCCCCGGGACGCGCCUCAAACCCGCCAAGUACAUCCCGGUGGCCACGGCGGCUGCACUGCUGGUCGGCUCCAGCACCCUGUUCUUCGUGUUCACGUGCCCAUGGUUGACACGAGCUGUGUCCCCAGCCGUUCCUGUCUACAAUGGCAUCCUCUUCCUCUUUGUGCUGGCCAACUUCAGCAUGGCCACCUUCAUGGACCCUGGCGUCUUCCCCCGAGCGGAUGAGGACGAGGAUAAGGAGGAUGACUUCCGGGCCCCGCUGUACAAGAACGUGGAUGUGCGGGGCAUCCAGGUCCGUAUGAAAUGGUGCGCCACCUGCCACUUCUACCGCCCGCCGCGCUGCUCCCACUGCAGCGUCUGCGACAACUGCGUGGAGGACUUCGACCACCACUGCCCCUGGGUCAACAACUGCAUCGGGCGCCGCAACUACCGCUACUUCUUCCUGUUCCUGCUGUCGCUCAGUGCACACAUGGUGGGUGUCGUGGCCUUCGGCCUGGUCUACGUGCUGAACCACGCCGAGGGGCUGGGCGCCGCGCACACCACCAUCACCAUGGCCGUCAUGUGUGUGGCUGGCCUCUUCUUCAUCCCUGUCAUCGGCCUCACUGGCUUCCACGUGGUGCUGGUCACUCGGGGCCGCACCACCAAUGAGCAGGUGACGGGGAAGUUCCGUGGGGGUGUGAACCCCUUCACCCGCGGCUGCUAUGGGAACGUGGAGCACGUGCUGUGCAGCCCCCUGGCGCCCCGGUAUGUGGUGGAGCCGCCCCGGCUGCCGCUCGCCGCUCGCCUGAAGCCGCCCUUCCUUCGGCCGGAGCUCCUGGAGCGAGCCGCACCACUCAAGGUCAAGCUUAGUGACAACGGGCUGAAGGCUGGCCUGGGCCACAGCAAGUCCAAGGGCAGCCUGGACCGGCUGGAUGAGAAGCCGCUGGACCUGGGGCCGCCGCUGCCCCCCAAGGCGGAGGCUGGCACAUUUGGCAGCGACCUGCAGACCCCACGCCCCGGCAGUGCUGAGAGCGCCCUGUCGGCGCAGAGGACCAGCCCCCCGACACCCGCCAUGUACAAGUUCCGGCCCGCCUUUCCCACGGGUACCAAGGCGCCCUUCUGUGGGCCGGGCGAGCAGGUCACGGGCACUGACUCCCUGACGCUGGGGGAGGACAGCAUCCACAGCCUGGACUUUGCAUCCGAGCCCAGCCUGGACGUCCCUGACUACCCGCCCAGCGGCCUGCAUGCGGCCUACCCGCCAUCCCCACCACUCAGUGCUGCUGACACCUUCUCAGGCGCCUUGCGCUCCCUGAGCCUCAAAGCCGCCAGCCGGCGGGGCGGGGACCACGUGGCCCUGCAGCCCCUGCGCUCUGAGGGUGGGCCCCCCACGCCCCACCGUGGCCUCUUUGCCCCCCACGCACUGCCCAACCGCAACGGCAGCCUGUCCUACGACACCUCAGCUGGCGGAGCCAGCUACCGCUCGCCCUACCUGCACGCGGGGGCAGCAGGCGACCCACCACGGCCCCCACCCCGCAGCUUCAGCCCCGUGCUGGGCCUGCGGCCUCGGGAGCCCUCGCCUGUGCGCUACGACAACCUGUCCAGGACCAUCAUGGCCUCCAUCCAGGAGCGCAAGGACAGGGAGGAGCGUGAGCGGCUGCUGCGCUCUCAGGCUGACUCGCUCUUUGGCGACUCGGGCGUCUACGACGCACCCAGCUCCUAUAGCCUGCAGCAGGCCAGCGUGCUGUCUGAGGGCCCCCGUGGCCCUGCGCUGCGCUGCAGCUCCAGGGACGACCUGGUGGCCGGGCCCGGCUUCGGGGGCGCCCGCAACCCUGCGCUGCAGGCGUCGCUGUCCUCACUGUCCAGUGCCGUGAGCCGGGCGCCGCGGACCUCCUCUUCCUCCCUGCAGGCAGACCUGGCCAACAGUGGGGCCCCGGGGGCCCGGCCCGCCAGCGGCUCGCACAGGUCGCCCGUGCGCCAGGUCCCUCCGUCCCCACCUAGCACUCCCCGCUCGCCCUCCUACGUGGGCCCCAAAGCCGUCGCCUUCAUCCAAGCGGAGCUCCCAGAACCGCCGCCCUCGCUGUCUGUGCAGAGGGACCACCCUCAGCUGAAGACCCCCCCAAGUAAGCUUAAUGGGCAGUCCCCGGGCCUGGCCCGCUUGGGGCCUGCCACCGGCCCCCCAGGGCCCUCCGCCAGCCCCGCCCGGCACACGCUCGUUAAGAAGGUGUCCGGAGUGGGUGGGACCACAUACGAGAUCUCGGUGUGA
This is a messenger RNA of Lipotes vexillifer (Yangtze River dolphin), 2250 nucleotides long. RefSeq names its product zDHHC palmitoyltransferase 8 (gene ZDHHC8). Gene Ontology annotation, cellular component: Golgi apparatus. The transcript is spliced from 12 exons. The coding region runs from base 1 to 2250 and encodes 749 amino acids. Gene Ontology annotation, molecular function: palmitoyltransferase activity. Gene Ontology annotation, biological process: protein palmitoylation. NCBI's taxonomy places the organism in Eukaryota, Metazoa, Chordata, Mammalia, Artiodactyla, Lipotidae. The record is from RefSeq and is a predicted model, not a curated record.